AGGCUCGAGGCACGUCUGUGACAUCAUUUCUGCGCGACCCUUAUUUUUUGGCCAGAGUUUUCCUGCUGCUCUUCAGAACUAUGCCUAAAGUAGUGUCCCGGUCGGUAGUCUGCUCCGACACCCGUGAUCGGGAGGAGUAUGACGACGGCGAGAAGCCCCUCCACGUCUACUACUGUUUGUGUGGCCAGAUGGUCCUGGUGCUGGACUGUCAGUUAGAGAAACUGCCCAUGAGGCCCCGGGAUCGGUCCCGGGUGAUCGAUGCUGCCAAACACGCCCACAAGUUUUGUAACACAGAAGACGAGGAGACUAUGUAUCUUCGGAGGGACACCAGUCAUAUUGGAUUAAGGGCACAUCCUACCCAUCUGCAUGACCUCAUCGUAACUAAUUAUAUCUGCAAGGACCCUCUUUCCAAGCCUGAAGGCAUUGAACGACAAUACCGGAAGAAGUGUGCCAAGUGUGGACUGCCACUCUUCUAUCAGUCCCAGCCGAAGAACGCUCCUGUGACCUUCAUCGUGGAUGGAGCAGUGGUCAAGUUUGGCCAGGGUUUUGGCAAAACAAAUAUCUAUACCCAGAAACAGGAGCCUCCUAAGAAGGUGAUGAUGACCAAACGGACGAAAGACAUGGGCAAGUUCAGCUCUGUCACGGUGUCUACGAUUGACGAAGAGGAAGAGGAGAUCGAGGCUAGAGAAGUCGCUGACUCGUACGCGCAGAAUGCCAAGGUCAUUGAAAAGCAGCUGGAGCGCAAAGGCAUGAGCAAAAGGCGGCUGCAGGAGCUGGCUGAACUGGAAGCCAAGAAAGCGAAAAUGAAGGGGACCUUGAUUGAUAACCAGUUCAAAUGAUCAGGACCUUUCUCUCAACCCACACUGGAGAUCACGAGGAAAAAGAACUUUUUCUUGACUGCAUGGACUGCUGUCUACCUUUUUGCCCCCGCAGAAGGCUUUCCAUUGCUUUCCAUUGAUUUCUCCUACCUUCAGUGAGGUCUUUGAGUCCAUCUGACCUGCUUUCUAGAGAUGGGGUUUUUUUUCCACCAAAUCUUUCUGUAUAUAGGCCCUCAGUACUAUUUUUGGUCCAUUUGAUAUAAACUUCUUCAGCUGUGUAGAAACUCUCUGAAUACAUCAGUGCUUGAGAGUCUCCAGUUUCUAAAGUAGCUGUUCUUAUACCUUCUUCAAAGUUAAUAAAAUGUUUAAAGAUUUUUGAAAAAGAUACUAUGAUGUGUCACAGAAGAAAGUGGCAUGAAUUAUAUUUAAAGCCAUAGCAAGUCAGACUCUUUGAAGUUGAAGUGACUCUCUUCUAUUCUUAGACUGGCAGGUAUCAGCUCUGGUUUGAAUCUCUCUGCUGUCGGAAGAAAAUCCAUAAAAAGCCAGAAUGUACGUAGAGCUUCCUUUACUUGAUGUUCAGAGAAACUUGCCCAGUCACAGACUCCAGAAACAGCACAGCCUUGCUUCCUGUACUUCAAAUAUUAAAGCCCUGGGUGAGUUCUUCCUUCUCAGACUUUGUACUUACGAAGGAACAGCCAGAUUAGAGUGGGCGGGGGCAGGGCAGCUCGGCUCCAAAUGGAAAUGGGGUCUCGGUAAGCAGCCUCAGCUAAUAACUGCCAUCCCUUCACGCAGCUGACAAGAGUAUGGGAGGGAGACGUAGAGGAAGAAACGAUACUGAGACAAAGGGGCCUGUCGGCCAUCGGGUAUUUCACAUUCGCUAUCCGUAGAGGAGUGUUGUAUAGUUAGACACUUAAUGCCCCGCUCUUUCGGUGGUGUCAGUACGUAGUGUUGUGUGCGUGGUUUUAUCUGUUCCCCGGUAUGACGAGCCGUCGGGGCAGGAAGGGCACUUUAACCUCGUUGCGUCGUCUGCCGUGGGUUCAGUCGCCCCAGACGUGUGUGUGAGGUGCUGUCGGGAAAUAAUAGGGCAUUUUUCUCUGCCUUUUUUUCCCCAGCUUCCUUAUUUGGAAGGAGAAGUAGGUUGGAGUAGGGGUGGACGGGAGUUAGCAAGAAGUGGGAGAAGGGGGCGGGGGUGGUGUCCCGGGGACAGCCCCGGGCGGGGCCGUGUUUCCAUCUUCCCAGUUAGCCUCCCGCACCCGGCGGGCUCUUUGCCUCUGAGGCGUCCCUCCCCACCUCAUUUCCUGUCCUCACCCUGAGAGGUGCUUAGACACCAUGCGGGUGGUCGGCUGUAACCUCCGCACAGUUCCUUGACUUCGCCUCCAAACGGUGACCUUUACCUUCACGCUAGCCACGAACCGCCAUGACCACAGCCCGGCGGUCCUGUCCCGCCACCUCUGAAAGCCAAGAUUCCCGAGAUCCCAUAGCCAUCAAGUGAUAAAGCCAGAAAUCUGACUGCAGAACUAGGCUGAACUGGCUCUCCUGGGGGACUUUUAAGAAAUAUAUUGUCGACAACAGAUAGCAGUUUCAUUUUGAGAAACCAAGUAAAAUGCGUUGUGAAGACACUUACGUGGGGGGCUCCCUGUAGGAAAUGUGUCGUUACCUUUCCACACAUUUUCCGAAAUACUCGUCCUUAGAUACUAGCCCUAAACCGUUGGAGCAUCUGGUUCAAAUUGUGCAUUUUGCUUCAUCUUUAAGACUGCCAAUCAUUAGGUCAUUAGCACUAGAUAAGCACGUGCCCUUUAGUGUUUUAUUCUCUCGUUCUGAAAUGCUUAUUUGCAUAGUUUCUCUAUUACCUUUAUUUUCUUGUAGAAUGUGAGCAGCAAAUACAGGGUUUUAGCGUUAGGAUAAAGAGCCAUGUGGAAAUUUUGGAGUCUUACUCUGUGCGUGUGUGUGUUUGCACAUUGUCAACUGUCAUAAAAUAGUAAAAUGUAAAAUGUUUAAUAGCUGUAAUAAUCGGUGACAUUUGGAAGUGUAAUUAUACUGCGUAAGAGAAGUUAAAAUGCUUUUUAAAAACUAGCUUGCCUCGACCAUGUGGGGAUCCUUAUCACCGGGGACCACCUCCUUUCCUUAAG
Lynx canadensis (Canada lynx) is the source of this 2947-nucleotide messenger RNA. It is a transcript of the gene STEEP1, whose product is annotated as chromosome X CXorf56 homolog. Lineage: Eukaryota; Metazoa; Chordata; Mammalia; Carnivora; Felidae. The record is from RefSeq and is a predicted model, not a curated record. The transcript has 8 exons. Bases 81 to 839 code for a protein of 252 amino acids.